CUAGCGCGUUCAGACCGCUCAUGGCGCCCGCAUCGGAUCUGGCGCCGCAACGAUCAACGCCAUCGCCGCCCUCGCCGACCACCUACUUGGACCCCAGUUCUGGAAUGACCUUGAACAUGAGAGACCAUCUUCAACAAAUGGCUGGUCAAAGAAUGAUGUACCUCUCCAGUCAGUUAUGAACUUUAUGGCCAAAAAACAUAUUCUACUGCUCCAUGCUGGAGGUGAUUCAAAGAGGGUUCCAUGGGCAAACCCGAUGGGAAAAGUUUUCCUACCGCUACCAUAUUUAGCGGCAGAUAAUCCUGACGGACCUGUUCCCUUACUUUUUGACCAUAUACUAGCAAUUUCUUCUAGUGCAAGGCAAGCUUUUAAAAAUGAAGGUGGAAUCUUCAUAAUGACUGGAGACGUACUACCUUGUUUUGAUGCUUCCACCAUCGUUCUACCAGCUCACUCUUCCUGUAUUAUCACUGUCCCGAUUACCUUGGACAUUGCAUCUAAUCAUGGUGUUAUUGUAGCUGGGAAAGAUGGCACUAUGAAUGAGAAUUACUCACUUUGUUUGGUUGAGGAUCUCCUGCAGAAGCCAACUUCGAAACAACUCUCAGAGUCUCAGGCUAUUCAGCCUGAUGGUAGAGCAUUACUAGAUACAGGGAUAAUAGCAGUGAGAGGUAAAGCAUGGCAGGAGCUUGUUACGCUUGCAUACUCCUCAAGUAAAAUAAUUGUCUCGGAGCUGCUAGAAUGCAGAGAAGAGUUGAGUUUAUAUGAAGAUCUGGUAGCUGCAUGGGUCCCUGCAAGACAUGAAUGGCUGAAGUUGCGUGCUUUAGGAAGAGAGCUAGUUGGUGCGUUGGGAAGUCAAAGGAUGUUCAGCUACUGUUCUUAUGGAUUGUCAUUCUUACACUUUGGGACAUCUAGCGAAGUUUUGGAUCACUUGGGUAGGUUUGAUUCAGGUCUAGUAGGUAGAAGGCAUCUAUGCUCAAUCCCGGAAACAACUGUUUGCGACAUUGCUGCAUCUGCUGUUAUUCUUUCUAGCAAAAUUUCGCCUGGGGUCUCAAUUGGAGAGGAUUCUUUGAUUUAUGAUUCAUCUCUUUCUGGAAGAAUACAGAUUGGUUCACAGUCCAUUAUUGUUGGAGUAAAUUUUCAAGAACUAAGUGAUCCUAAUCAAAAGGGGAGAGAACGAACAUUCAUAUUACCUGAUCGCCAUUGUCUUUGGGAAGCACCAUUGGUAGGUAGCACAGAAAGAAUUAUUAUCUAUUGUGGUCUCCAAGAUAAUCCUAAAACUUCUGCUGAAGGACAUGGUACCUUUUGUGGGAAACCAUGGAAGAAAGUCUUGCAUGACCUGGGAAUUCAAGAAACUGAUUUAUGGAGUUCGACUGGCCCCAAAGAGCAGUGCUUGUGGAAUGCUAGGAUAUUUCCUAUCCUCCCUUCUUCAGAGAUGCUUAGCGUAGGCAUGUGGCUCAUGGGAUCGACAAGUUCCAAAUGUCAAAAUAUGCUUUCUAUGUGGAAAAAUUCACGCCGUUUCAGCUUGGAGGAGUUGCAUCGGACAAUAGACUAUCCUCAACUUUGUAUGGCUUCCAGUUACCAUCAAGCUGAUCUGGCAGCUGGAAUUGCUAAAGCAUGUAUUACCUACGGUCUGCUUGGUCGCAAUUUGGCUCAAUUAUCUGAAGAAAUUUUGCAGAAAGAUACAUCAGGAGUAGAAAUAUGCAAAGAACUUCUUGCACUCUGUCCCAGUCUUGAGACACAGAAUCCUGGGGUUCUACCCCGUAGCAGGGCAUACCAGGUCCAGGUUGACCUGCUGAGGGCUUGUGGAGAUGAGUCAACUGCUUGCACAGUUGAGCAAAAGGUUUGGACUGCAGUUGCUAGUGAAACUGCCUCUGCAGUGCAGUAUGGAACUCAAUGUCAUGCCCUUGAUUUCCAAGCUGUGGUGAAAUCUUCAUCAAGUCCAAAGAAUGAACCGACUGGAAACAUUUUUCAGCCAAGACAAGCAACUGUUGAAUUACCUGUCCGGGUUGAUUUUGUCGGUGGAUGGAGUGAUACACCACCUUGGAGCUUGGAGCGUUCCGGUUGUGUUCUUAAUAUGGCAAUAAGCUUGGAGGGUUUACUUCCUAUUCGAACUGUGAUAGAGACAACUGAAAAUACUGGGAUUCAAAUUGUAGACGAUGCUGAUAGUCAUAUAUUUAUUGAAGAUCCAACUUCAAUUACUACUCCAUUUGACAAAGAUGAUCGCUUCAGGCUUGUCAAAUCUGCUCUACUUGUCUCAGGCAUUCUUCAUCGCAAUAUAUUGUCAAAUUCUGGUCUAAGAAUUAGGACAUGGGCAAAUGUUCCUCGAGGAAGUGGUCUUGGCACUUCCAGUAUAUUGGCUGCAGCUGUUGUGAAGGGACUUUUGAAUCUAAUGGAAGAAGAUGAAAGUAAUGAAAAUGUUGCUAGAAUGGUUUUAGUUGUAGAACAGAUAAUGGGUACAGGAGGAGGAUGGCAAGACCAGAUCGGUGGGCUCUAUUCAGGCAUCAAAUGCACUUACAGUUUUCCAGGACAACCACUAAGACUCCAAGUAAUUCCCCUCAUAUCCUCUCCUCAGCUGGUUCGGAAAUUGGAACAACGUCUCCUAGUUGUUUUCACAGGCCAAGUGCGACUUGCUCAUCAAGUCUUGCAAAAAGUGGUAGUUAGAUAUCUUCGCAGAGACAACCUGCUGAUCUCCAGUAUCAAGCGUCUAGUAACGCUGGCAAGUAUUGGGAGGGAAUCCCUAAUGAAUGGAGAUGUUGAUGAGCUAGGAGAGAUCAUGCUUGAAGCUUGGAGACUCCAUCAGGAGCUAGAUCCCUAUUGUAGUAAUGAGCUUGUGGACAAGAUCUUUUCUCUUGCUGAUCCCUAUUGCAGCGGCUAUAAGCUAGUAGGUGCAGGCGGAGGUGGCUUUGCUCUGCUACUUGCUAAGGACCUCCAUUGUGCUCAAGAACUGAGGCAAACUCUUGAAAAUGCAUCAGAGUUUGACGUUAAAGUAUAUAACUGGAACAUUUUUCUGGGAUAGUGUUCUAGUAUAUAGCAAUUGCUGUGUUUUGUUCAGUCUUUUCAUUUACUUUCCACAGCAUCUGAGGGUAACUUGAGAUUUGUUGUUGGUUUCCUGUCAUGAGUUUGUUGUUUGAUUUUUAUGACAAGGCCUAAUUGAAGGGUUUGGAUUCACGUAUUUGUAUUUGUUAAUAAACUUGUUUAUGUAAAUACGCAUGAUCCAUAUUUGUUAGUACACUCGUAUUUCUUUCCA
Molecule: messenger RNA, 3241 nt
Organism: Asparagus officinalis (garden asparagus)
Lineage: Eukaryota; Viridiplantae; Streptophyta; Magnoliopsida; Asparagales; Asparagaceae
Product: bifunctional fucokinase/fucose pyrophosphorylase
Exons: 7
Coding region: 176-3010 (944 amino acids)
Biological process (GO): GDP-L-fucose salvage
Molecular function (GO): ATP binding; fucokinase activity
Source: RefSeq, a predicted model, not a curated record